Messenger RNA from Paramisgurnus dabryanus, 6591 nucleotides. It is a transcript of the gene lnpep, whose product is annotated as leucyl/cystinyl aminopeptidase. Gene Ontology annotation, biological process: peptide catabolic process; regulation of blood pressure; proteolysis. The record is from RefSeq and is a predicted model, not a curated record. Gene Ontology annotation, cellular component: plasma membrane; cytoplasm. Gene Ontology annotation, molecular function: peptide binding; metalloaminopeptidase activity; zinc ion binding. NCBI's taxonomy places the organism in Eukaryota, Metazoa, Chordata, Actinopteri, Cypriniformes, Cobitidae.
CUCGUGCAGGCGCCAGGCAGUAGUCAGUAAAUUUAAAGGGAAAGUGAACAGGGAAGUAAAGCUGUUUAAAGCUCCUUUGUUAAACAGUACAGUUAUUGACACGGCUUAUCAUUUCACUUGUGUCUAUUAAUACAGAUAAGGGAUAUCUCAGUAAACCUUUUAAUUUUGAUGUAUGAUUUUAAUGCGCUGAUGGGUGAGCUGCACACAUCAUGCUAACCAUGCUAAUCUAGCACCAGUUGAUCGGAUCGGAUGCGCUGCGGUGAAUGUGUCACUUUUCUCCUUUCCCGGAAUUAAACAUCAUAUUAUUGGCAAAAGGAUUCUGGUUUUACCACAGACUUCAUUUCUGACAGCAUGGAGGAGUUUGGAAGCGACAGAUCUCCACUGCCCAGGAACAUGAUCGAGAACAGCAUGUUUGAGGAAGAGCCAGAUGUGGUGGAUUUGGCGAACGACUCCCCGUCCUAUCCCAUCGACUCCCCAUCCUAUCCCAUCGACUCCGACGAUGUGGUCUAUGAACCCCGCAGCUCGCGCCUGUUAGUCCGAGGCCUGGGAGAAAAUGACCUGGAUGAGGAUGAGGAGGACUACGAGUCUUCCGCUCGGCUUCUUGGGAUGUCCUUUAUGAACCGCAGUUCCAACCAGCGUAGCCCUGCGUCAUCUUACACCCGUCAGCAGACCCCAGGAUCAUGUUCGAUGCCGUCUGCUAGGACUAUGGUAGUAGGCGUUCUCAUAUUGGUGCUGGUGGCGUCCAUGGCCAUGGUCAUCUACUUUCUUCCAGGCUGCACUUUUACCAAAAGUGGCUGUAAGAAAGCCAACUCUCCUAUGGAAAAGAUUUAUCCCAUUUCCACAAGCGGAGAGCUUUUCCCAUGGACCGAGUUGAGGUUACCAGCUAGCGUACAACCAGUGCAAUACAAUAUUUCACUGCAUCCCAACCUGACCUCUAUGACCUUUCAAGGCAACGUGUCCAUCUUAGUGGAGGUCUUGCAGGAAACUAAGAAGAUUGUCCUACACAGCUCUGAUAUGAAUAUAACCAAGGCCACGUUUGACAGUAAAGACGUCAAGAUCCUAGAGUACAAACCCUGGCAGCAGAUUGCUAUUAAAUUUACAGAGGAUCUUCAGAAGGGAAAGUAUGUUUUGAACUUUGUCUACAAAGCAAAUCUGUCCUCCAGAUAUGAUGGCUUCUACAUCAGUUCCUAUGCAGACACAAAUGGUACAAAAAGAGUUUUGGCUGCGACUCAGUUUGAACCCCUGGCAGCCCGCAAGGCUUUUCCUUGUUUUGACGAACCAGCUUUUAAAUCCACUUUUCUAAUAAGGAUGACAAGAGAACCCGAAUACACCAGUCUAUCAAACAUGCCCAAGGCCAAAACCACCGAUUUGAAGAACGGUCUUCUGGAAGACGAGUUUGAGAAAAGUGUUAAGAUGAGCUCUUACCUGGUUGCAUUUGUCGUGGCUGAAUUCAGCAGCGUCAGCAAAAAUGUCUCCAAAUCUACGGUGUCUGUGUAUGCAGUACCAGACAAAAAGGAGCAAAUGCAUUACGCUUUGGACACGGCUUGCAAAUUGUUGGAGUUUUACAAUACGUUUUUUGACAGCGAUUACCCGUUAAGCAAGCUGGAUUUAGUGGCGAUUCCUGACUUCCUUGCUGGUGCCAUGGAGAACUGGGGACUCAUUACAUUUCGUGAAACGACUUUGCUUGUAGGGGAUCAUUCCUCUCCUAUAGACAAGCAACUGGUGACCUCAGUCAUUGCUCAUGAACUUGCCCACCAGUGGUUUGGAAAUCUGGUCACUAUGAGAUGGUGGAAUGAUCUUUGGCUGAAUGAAGGAUUCGCAACAUACAUGCAAUACAUGUCAGUUGAAACUGUUUUCCCGGAACUUAACAUGGACUCUGAAUUCUUAAGCGUUCGUUUCAAAGCCUUCGCCAAAGAUGUGCUGAACUCGUCCCAUCCGGUGUCCGCUAUAGUAAACACUCCAGAGCAGGUGGAGGAGAUGUUCGACUCUGUUUCUUAUGAGAAGGGGGCUUCAAUACUGCUCAUGCUCAGUUCAGCACUCACAAAGGAGGAGUUUCAAAAAGGAUUGAUAGAGUAUUUGCAAACGUACAAAUUCGCAAAUACAGAAAGUGACAACUUGUGGAACAGUCUUACACAGGUGAGCAAACAGCCGUUCAAUGUGGCCCAGAUGAUGAACACAUGGACGAUUCAAAAAGGCUUUCCUCUGGUCACGGUGAAGAGGAACGGGACUCAAGUGACCCUGACCCAAGAACAUUUCCUUCUGAACGCUGACAAUGUCACUAAUGACAGCAGCUUGUGGCACAUUCCCCUGACGUAUGUGAACGACAGCUGUCUCAAUUGCACGCAAGUUUUCCACCUCAGAAACAAAACAGCGACAUUAAAGCUUCCAGAUCAGGUGAAAUGGUUAAAGUUCAACUACAUGAGUGAUGGAUUCUACAUAGUGCACUAUGAUGAGGAGGGCUGGAGGGCAUUGAUCGAGGCGUUGAAAGCAGACUUUAAAGUUCUCACUCAUAAGGACAAAGCAUCUCUCAUCAAUAACGUCUUCGCUCUCUCCAGGCUGGGCAAGGUGUCCUUCAGGCAGGUCUUAAAUUUGCUGGACUACAUCAAAAAUGAGACAGAGACGGCUCCUCUGACUGAAGCCCUCUUCCAGCUCGGACAGAUAUUCAGAUUACUCGACAAAAGAUCAGAGCUGAACUUGGCCUCCAGAAUGAGUAGUUACAUUAAAGACCAUUUUGGAAGUUUGAUGGAGAAUCAGUCAUGGGAACAGGAGAGCUCCGUGUCAAAGAUGACUCUCAGGGCCGCCCUACUCGACAUGGCAUGUUCCCUUGAUAUAGCCAACUGCUCACAAAAAGCCACACUUCUCUUUAAUAAUUGGUUGAAUUUGAACAAGUCCUCUGGGAUUCCCAGUGACCUCAUGACAACGGUCUUCAAAGUUGCUGCUCGUACAGAAGACGGAUGGGGUGUGCUGCUAGAUACAUAUAAAAACUCCAUCUACGUCCCAGAGAAACGCAAGGCUCUGGUAGCUUUGGCCAGUACUCAGGAUGUACGCAAAAUUAUAUGGAUUCUGCAGAGAACUCUGGAUGGAAGCAUGAUCCCCACACCCGAAUUUCCUUUGGUGGUGCACACGAUUUGCAAGAACUUUGCUGGCUACCUGUACGCUUGGGAUUUCGUUAAGGAGAACUGGGAUAAAAUCAUUCAGAAGUUUCCUAUUGGAUCUUUUGCCAUUCAAAGCCUCAUCACAUCCACAACUAGUCAUUUUUCUACAAAAACACAUCUGAUGGAGACCCAAAACUUCUUCAACAGUCUGGGCGAGAGAGGCUCUCAGAUGAGGGUCGUACAGGAGGCCAUAGAGACCAUCAAGAUGAACAUGCGGUGGAUCGAGAGGAACCUGGAAACGCUGCAGAAAUGGCUGUAGGGUGAGGUGCUCGCUCCACUCACGUACCCCUCACCACACACCAGCGGGUGUAAGUGGACGUUACCGUUACAACAGCCAGAGCCACACAUUUACACUGUUAGAUUUAAUGUGGGGUAGAGGACCUAUCUGCCUGACAUCAUUUUAAAAGGAACUUUAAUACAACUGUCUUAUGUAAAUAAACAGGUUGAUGUCCUGUGUCAUAACAUAUUCUUCAGGACGUUUGGCACAUGACACAUCUCUCACUUCACUUUGACUCUUGUGUAUAUAUUUGGCAAUGGCCUCAAGCACUGUUUGCACUAUUUACAGUUACGGCUUGCUCAGGGCAAAUCUGGAUGUUGUUUUUUUAACAUUAGGAUGCGUUUGAACCCUUGAAUGUUGGUAGCUACAGACCAAAACGUCCCAUCAGUAUCUCUUACAGCAGUGCUUCCCAAUCCUGGUCUUCAAGUUUGAGAUGUUUCCUUAUUUAACACACCUGAUUUAACUCAUCAGCUUGUUAGAGAGACAUGUUUACAAUUUUGGAAGCAGGCUGAUAAGCUGAAUCAAGCUUUUUAAAUAAGGAGACAUCUAAAACCUUUUGGAAAGGGGUCCUCGAGAGCCACGAUUGGAAAGCAGUGUCUUACAAUAUAUACGGCCUUUAGCACGCUUUGCCAAAAAUAAUAGUUGCCUAUUACAGGUUGAAUAAAAUUCUGCUAAAUAAGAUGCAUCAACAGAAACCUGUUCCUGCUGUGUAUAAAAAUAGACAUCUGGCACACAUAUUUGCAAAAUUGCUGACAAUCGAUUGUCAAUGUGUUUGUCUUUUAUUUAUGUUUUUAGAUUUCAUCGUUUUUUAUUUUUUUGCGUAGUCUGCGGUGCCUGUUUCCAGUACUGUGUGAAGCUAGAAGUAUAGUUAUGCUUUUUUAUUAAUAGUGCACUGCUGGAUGUUUUGAAGACCAUACUUUGCACACAUAGGUUGCACAUGUGCGUAUAGGAGAAUGUAGUAUGUAGCCCAAAAGAUGCAUUGCAUUUUGGCGCAAUGCGCAUGCGUUGAACAUCUGUGUACAGGUACGAGUCAAAUAAACUAUGCUUUGCAAAGCUGUGCGCGUACGUUGGCGUACAUGUAAAAAAAACUAACAAUACUUUGGUCUUAAAUGUUAUUGCCUUCUGUAAAACUUUGCAUAAAAUGAAUUUUGGAGUUUUUAGUUUAGAGUUGAGUGUGUGUAUUAUGUUUUAAAGUUCACGCGGGCUUGCAUACAGGUCAAUUUUUAUGUGUGAUUUUCUUUUGCACAUUUUGAAGCUGGACAUAUUUCACAGGUUUAUUGUGAAAUAUGCAAAGACAUAGGUGAUGAAAUAUGUGGUCAUAUUUAAAUAGUGAUUGUAGGAUUCGACCGUUAUAAAUGUAUAUUUGUAACCAAGUUCAAAGAAGUCCUGUGUUACCACCGUCUGCAGUGUUGGGGGGGGCAAACGGGGCAGUAAAAUCACAUCACCAUGUUUCACUCUUCAGAUCUUCAUUCAUUGCUACUGAUUAUUUCUCUUUAGUGUUUGUAUGUAUGACGUUUUACUUGUAUAUUAUGAUGUUUUCUGGCUGUUUUUAUUGGUUUUUUAAUAUUCAACAUGUAUUAUUUGGAGUUAAAACUGUAUCAAAACCUCACUCAAAUGUACUGUGUGUGUCAAAAACAUUUUUUUUUAUCGGGGACAGUGCACAUUAAUAAUACAUAAAUAUGUAAAAUGCGCAAUCUUGGCUAACUUUCAUCUGUAGUCCCUUUUAUAUUUAAAGGGUGAUUGUAGGUUUCGACCGUUUUAAAUGUAUAUUUGUAAACAAGUUCAAAGAAGUCGUCCUGUGUUACCACCAUCUGCAGUGUUGGGGGGGGCAGACUGGGCAGAUUUACAAAUAUAUAGAUGAAACGCGUCCUCGCAUACAACUUGCAUAUACAAACAGGUCAUUUUGUUUGUGCAAUGCAAUACACAAAACUACUGCAUUUGUGAUUGUCGUCAUAUAUCGGACACAAACCGUACAAAGGAGGUUUUAUUUUAGUUUGAACUUCAUACAUUUAAGCUUCGAUAUCUUCAUGAUGUUUGAGAAUCUGUGAUCAAUAGAUAUCAAGUACUUUUUAUGUGACCCUGGACCACAAAACCAGUAAUAAGUCGCACGGGUAUAUUUGUAGCAAUAGCCAACAAUACAUUUUUGAUUUUUGUGCCAAUAUAUUAAGAUCAUUUUCCAUUAAGAUAUUUUGUAAAUGUCCUCCCAUAAAUAUAUAAAAAAUGUAUUUAUCAUUACUAAUAUGUGUUACUUAGGACUUUUGGACAACCUUAAAGGCAAUUUUCUCAAUAUUUUGAUUUGCAACCUCAGAUUCCAGAUCUUGGCCAAAUAUUAUCCUAUCCAAAAUUAUACAUCAAUUGAAAGCAUAUUUAUUUAGCUUUCAGAUGCAGAAAUCUCAAUUUACAAAAAUUGACCCUGGUCAAUUGACUGGUUUUGUGGUCCAGGGUCAGAUAUGAUAAUUAUGCUUUCAGGUUUCUCCUUUAUUACUCAGUGAUCUGACCUCAUAAACUGUCAAAUAAGACUGGUACAUUAUAAUACAACCGGUACAUUGUAAUUAUUUUAGAUUUAACAAAUGUAAAUGGCCUCUUAUCAAUAAGCUUUAUUAAUAUAUUUGAGGUAUAACUGUUUUUUUAAGACAAUGGCAUCAUUGCCUACACUGUAAUUAGAGUAAAUAUGGCAUUUAUUGUGAAGUUGAAGGGUUACAGUUAUCAGUGAAUGUAUUCAUGUUUGUUACUAUAGAUUUGGUCAAACUUGAACCCUAUGAUUGUAAUUCUCUUGUAUCUAAAGGAUCUGGUUUAACCGUAUAGAUGAAUCUAUAAGAAAUGUUAAACGCAGAGAAUGUCAAGACAAUGCUUUCCUCUGAAAUUAUCCCUUCUUUUUUAUACAAACCCUUUUUGGAACAAUAUUUUCUUUUUCUUUUUUGUUAUAUGAGUAUGAAUAUGGUUCUGUUUUUAAAAAAAAUUGCUGUGUUAAACUGCUCAAUAAGUUUAAAAUGGAUAAUGGAAAAACUACAUAUUUGUGUUUUGUGCAGAAACGCUUGUGUUCUAUGUUAAACAGCUUUACACUGGAUUAAAAUGUUUUCAAGAUGUUGCUUAACUAUGGGUAACCAGUGGCCAAUCUUUACACCACACAAAAAAAGAAUAAAAACAUUUUGAAGAAUU